Molecule: messenger RNA, 1232 nt
Organism: Paramecium primaurelia
Lineage: Eukaryota; Ciliophora; Oligohymenophorea; Peniculida; Parameciidae
Source: the annotation of a GenBank genome assembly
AUGGAAAUUAAAUACAACCGAUCCCUAAGUGGAGUACCAGAAAAUCAAUCAUAAUAACCUCUCAGAAGAAUAACCAAAACUUAUAUAGAAAACAGAGACCCUGUAAGAAGAAACUUAACUUAAUUGUAUAAUGAAGGUAAAAAGAUUAUAUUAUUGGAAUUAAGACACCCAACAAAUUAAUAAGUCAAUGCUUGGUAGUAAUAAUGACUUAAGGAGGAAAUAAGAAAGAGUUAAGAGAUCUUUCAAUUAAGAUAUACUAGAAGAUAAAGAGAAUGUGCCUUAACAUAAAGCCAUUUCGUCUAAAAUUUAUACUCUUCCAUAAGAAUUUUCUGCUAUUACAAUUAAGUAGAAAUUUGAUCAUACUAUUUAAGAGAAUAAAAAUCUCUAAAAAUAGUAUACGGAUGAAAUAUUUUUCUAUUUAAAAGAAUAAGAAGUAUUUAUGAAUAUAAUAUUAUUAGAAAAAAUCAACUCCAUUAGAAUGGUUAAAAAAUCAUUCGAUUCCAAAUAAUUUGAGAGCCAAAAUGAUAGAUUGGAUGGUUGAAGUUUUAUGUUCAUACAAAUGCACUGAUUAAACAUUUUUUGUUGCAGUAAGGACAAUGGACUUUUAUUUUUCAAAAUGUGAAAAACAAUUAGAAGUAUCAGAUUUACAUUUAUGUGGUGUAACUUCAAUGUUCAUUGCUGCAAAAUAUGAAGAAAUUCAUCCUAUGAAAUUAUCUGUUGUUUAUGAAAAAAUAGCUCAUAAAAAAUUAUCAACAGAUCAAAUAAAAAAGAAAGAAAGUGAUAUUUUGUAAACUAUUGGUUUUGAUCUUGUUGGUGGUACUCUUUAUGAUAUGUAUAAUCUUAUACUAACAAAUUGUUUUAUUGAAUAAAGAUUACAAGAUAAAAACUACAAAUAUCUCAAAAAACUUUGUUUAUAUCUCUCUAAAAUGGUACUCUAUGAAUAUGAAAUUUGUGGUAAAACUAAUUACACUUUAUUGGCUUCUGCAUUAAUUUUUGUUGCCUUUAAAAUUGUAGAACAAUUAGAUUCUAGUUUUAAUGCAGAUAGUUAAGUAUAAUUUUAUAUUAAUUCAUAGAUUAAAGAUGUAGCUUAAAUUAUUUAAGUUGAUUAAGAUUAGUUAAUAGAAAUUGCAGCAAAAGUAUUGAAUCUAGCCAAAAACUUUGAGAAACAUUUUCCUAAUUUGGAAAAUUUAAAAAAAUUUAAUGGAUUUUAGUUAGAAGAUGUUGAAUAAUGA